GCUCGGGCCGAAUCUUUUAUACAACAAGACUCACCUCCGUCAGUCGUAAACUGGCAACGUCAGAAGUCGGUAGUAACAUUAUCGAAAUAAACAACAGAAUGGAUCACAAAUGGGUCUGUUGUGCUAGUGGUGCCAUCCCCUCAUUGGCUGUGGUGGCGGGACAUGAUUCUGAUGGCGACACCAUCUACGUAGGACGUGCAGACUACGAAAGUGAUCGUUUGCCAGCCAAGGUCAUACCAUCCAAAGGCAAGGCCUAUGUCUGUUAUGGAGGCAAAGAAAUCGAAGUAGACACUUAUGAGGUACUCAGUGGCUUACGCUACCAGUGGGUGGGCGCCACCAAUGGCGAUGUUCCCGAGGCUGCAGUUAAAGUUGGCCGUUCCGCUGAUGGGGAUUUCCUGUAUGCUGGUCGUGGUCAAUGGGAAGGCAGCCUGACAGUGGGUAAAGUACAUCCUUCGCAUGGAUGUCUCUAUAUUCCCUAUGGCGAGGAGGAGGUCAAACUUUUCGAAUAUGAGGUGUUGACACAACCCGACCAAUGGAUUGCUGCAUCCGCAGAUUCAAUGCCCGAAGAUGCUUUAAAAGGUGGCCAUGACGCCGACGGAGAUGUCAUCUAUGUUGGUAGAGUUUUUAAGGAUGGCGAUCUAAUGCCCGCCAAGGUAAUACCCGCUAAAGGUGGCGCCUAUGUCUGUUGGGGCAGCGAAGAACACAAAGUCGAAAAUUUCCAAGUAUUGACCGGUGCCGGAUUCAUGUGGACUCCUUGCGAUAAUGGCAAUAUUGUACCAGGUGCCGUUCCAGCUGGCUCCACCACUGACGGCGAAACACUGUAUAUUGGUCGUACCGAAUUUAGUGGUAGCCUGUGUGUUGGCAAAGUGCACCCCUCCCACGGCUGUCUCUACAUUCCCUUUGGAGGCGGCGAAGAGAAAGUCGAUUCAUACGAAGUCCUCGUUAGAAUUUAAUCCCAUUCAAUGGGCACACGCGCAAAAAACUUUAGUACACUCAAAAAAAAAGUGAACCCAUGGUUGGGUUAAAAUAAACUACUUUCGAAUAAAGUUGCACUUCAUAUAGCGCUAAAGACAUUUUUAUAUGUUUUUAGUCAAUGUAUAUGUAAAAAUUAUUACUUCAUAUAAACUUCGUGAUGGUUCAACUUUAACUAAAUGGAAAUAGACUAUUAUUUAUUCGGUACAUAUGAUGAACCAUUGUGUACUAACAAUUUUUAACUGAACUCAAAAUAAUUGUUGGAAUAAAAUGUUGGAAAAUUUCUUGGGUGUUAAUACAUCUGUACAAAUUUAUUGCAAAAUCUC
This is a messenger RNA of Stomoxys calcitrans (stable fly), 1298 nucleotides long. RefSeq lists its product as uncharacterized. The transcript has 2 exons. NCBI's taxonomy places the organism in Eukaryota, Metazoa, Arthropoda, Insecta, Diptera, Muscidae. The record is from RefSeq and is a predicted model, not a curated record. The coding region runs from base 99 to 953 and encodes 284 amino acids.